This is a messenger RNA of Phragmites australis (common reed), 1352 nucleotides long. RefSeq names its product DNA-3-methyladenine glycosylase 1-like. Gene Ontology annotation, molecular function: alkylated DNA binding; DNA-3-methyladenine glycosylase activity; DNA-7-methylguanine glycosylase activity. Gene Ontology annotation, cellular component: nucleus; protein-DNA complex. Bases 92 to 1081 code for a protein of 329 amino acids. NCBI's taxonomy places the organism in Eukaryota, Viridiplantae, Streptophyta, Magnoliopsida, Poales, Poaceae. Gene Ontology annotation, biological process: base-excision repair, AP site formation; base-excision repair; DNA alkylation repair. The transcript has a single exon. The record is from RefSeq and is a predicted model, not a curated record.
UGCACGACCAUCCUCCACACUCACUUGUGCAGUCAGGUCCAGCUCCGAAAUACCACAAACACCCCCCAAUCCAGCCGAGAGGCCGACCUCCAUGGGCGAGCAAUCCCUCUCCCAGCCCAAGCCCCAGCCUCUCUCCCCAUCCCCUCCCGCCUCCGCCGCGUCGCCGCCGCCCACUGCGGCCGCCGCCGCCUCCACGUCCCGCGCGAACGCCGCCGCCUUGCGCCCCAAGAAGGCCCACCCCUCCUCCGACCCCUCCGGCUCCAACCCGCCCAAGAAGCCCCGCCUGGCGCUGUCGCUCCCGGGCCGCCCCCUGUCCGCCGACGGCGAGGUGGCCGCGGCCAUCCGCCACCUGCGCGCGGCCGACCCCGCCCUCGUCGCUGUCAUCGACGCGCACGAGCCCCCCGCGUUCCAGUGCCCGCACCGCCCGUUCCACUCCCUCGUCCGAUCCAUCCUCUACCAGCAGCUCGCCUUCAAGGCCGCUGCCUCAGUCUACUCCCGCUUCCUCGCGCUCCUCGGCGGCGAGGCCAGCGUGGUCCCCGACGCCGUCCUCGCGCUCACCCCGCACCAGCUCCGCCAGAUCGGGGUCUCCCCGCGCAAGGCGUCCUACCUCCACGACCUCUCCCGCAAGUAUGUCUCCGGGAUCCUGUCGGAUGCCACCAUCGUCAACAUGGACGACCGGUCCCUCGCCGCUAUGCUCACCAUGGUCAAGGGCAUCGGCGCCUGGAGCGUCCACAUGUUCAUGAUCUUCUCCCUUGCGCGCCCCGAUGUGCUCCCCUCUGCCGAUCUCGGUGUGCGGAAGGGCGUGCAGAUGCUCUACGGACUCGAGGACGUACCCCGGCCGUCGCAGAUGGAGAAGCUGUGCGAGCGGUGGCGCCCGUUCCGCUCCGUCGGGGCAUGGUACAUGUGGCGCCUCAUUGAGUCCAAGGCGCCGCAGCCGGCGCCGGCCAUCCCUGUGGGACCACUUGCACUCCCGGCGCCUGAUGGGCAGCUUAUGCUACAGCAGCAUCAGCAUCAACAGCAGCAGCAACAGAAUGUCAUCCAAAUUAUUGAUCCCCUUCAGAUGCUUCCAGGGAUGGGGUGAAUCCGGUAUCACUUCUGCUCAUUAGUUAAUUGAUCUUAGGUGGAUGGUUACACCAUGAAUCCGUUGGUUGAUUUACACAAUAUUGUUCUGUAUCGGCAAAGAAGGCAGGAGGGUAGCCUUGGAAAUGAGUAUUCUGCUUCGAACUAUCUAAAUUAUCAAUUUGGUCUGUAUCGUUUAUCUGUGUUAAGAGUUUGUGAAGAUCGUGCUUAGUUGUUCUUUACAUUGUAAAAUUCGUUGGUACUAUUUAAGAACCCCGUGGAGUUGUGCCAUC